Molecule: messenger RNA, 1098 nt
Organism: Penaeus indicus
Lineage: Eukaryota; Metazoa; Arthropoda; Malacostraca; Decapoda; Penaeidae
Product: integumentary mucin C.1-like
Exons: 6
Coding region: 5-970 (321 amino acids)
Source: RefSeq, a predicted model, not a curated record
AGCAAUGGCGGGCGUUUCCACCUUCGCGGCCACUUGGGCUGCGCUGUGGGCGUGCGCCGUGGCGGCCCCUGCGCUUCGCUCCCCGCAGCUGUUUGCCUCGCUGACGCCGGGCAAGACGGGUGCCAACAGCCUCGUGCCCCGCAGGGCCAUGGGCCUGUGGCAGCUGUUGACUCGCGUGGACGAAGACCUCAGUCGACCCAAUGACUUCAUGGCGGUCAUGCUUGAGUCCGGGGAGGAGGAGGACCAGCUGUCGAGGCUCCUGCACGAGGCCCAGGAGGAGCACCUUCAGGAGACCGACGAGGAAGGACUCGUAGACCCAGAGGAGGUGCAGCUCGUGACAAAGUUGGCUGCGAUUCGUGCGAAGGAAAGGGAGCCAAAACAAAGGGAAGAAAGCGUAAGCAAUCAAGAAGAUAUCCUGAGCCGCCGGAAGAGGAUGGGAGGGAAGAGGAGCAGAGAACGUGGCCACAGCAAGGAGCGGAAGAGGUGCAAAGGGCGGAGCAGAGAGAGUGGGCGGAGCAGAGUGAGGGGGCGGAGCAGAGAGAGUGGGCGGAGCAGAGAGAGGGGGCGGAGCAGAGAGAGGGGGCGGAGCAGGGAGCGAUGCGAGGAGGAAGGAACUACGACCACCACUACUUCUACUUCGACGACGACCACGACGACGACCACCACUACCACAGCCACGCCUAGCAGUACUACUUCGCCUACCACCCCUACAACGACCGCCCCUGCUAGUACAACCUCCCCAACGACUCCUACUAGCACGACCUCCCCGACGACUCCUACUAGCACGACCACCCCUGCUAGUACGACCUCCCCAACGACUCCAACUAGUACGACCUCCCCAACUACUCCUACUAGUACGACCACACCUGCUAGUACGACCUCCCCAACUACUACUAGUACGACCACCCCUGCUAGUACGACCUCCCCAACGACUCCUACUAGUACGACCGCCCCUUCCGUGUCUCCUUAAUAUAAGCUUGGCACAUCAGACUGAAAAUAAAAGGAAUAAUGACGGAAUAAAGGAGAAGGAGAUAAGAUUUAUGAUAACUCUUGUAAUCAAGUGCUCGAUAUUAAUCAGAAAAAACAACUCAAUUUGCA